AUGACCAUCGACAUGGACGUCAUGCGGGAGGCCCUCCUGCGGGCGCAGUACGGUAGGAGAGAGACACCGCGUCUCGUGGACUUUCCCCCUUCUGUACCGCCGAAGGAAGUGGAGGACGUUUAUUUGUCAUUCCUCACAAAAGAAGAGGCGCAGAUGCGGCAGGGAUUAAAACUCGGAGAAGUGCAAAUUGUCGGUUAUGGUAACAGUUCCGAAGUAACUCUGGCAGGAGAUGCCAUCGCCGGAGCACUGCUCUUAUCCAAUGAGUUGUUUAUUGAAACGGUACAUCCUUAA
Messenger RNA from Trypanosoma grayi, 291 nucleotides. RefSeq lists its product as hypothetical. The record is from RefSeq and is a predicted model, not a curated record. The transcript has a single exon. The coding region runs from base 1 to 291 and encodes 96 amino acids. Lineage: Eukaryota; Euglenozoa; Kinetoplastea; Trypanosomatida; Trypanosomatidae.